This is a messenger RNA of Numida meleagris (helmeted guineafowl), 4905 nucleotides long. Its product is annotated as monocarboxylate transporter 2-like. Gene Ontology annotation, cellular component: membrane. Gene Ontology annotation, biological process: transmembrane transport; monocarboxylic acid transport. The record is from RefSeq and is a predicted model, not a curated record. Gene Ontology annotation, molecular function: monocarboxylic acid transmembrane transporter activity. The transcript has 5 exons. The coding region runs from base 317 to 1846 and encodes 509 amino acids. NCBI's taxonomy places the organism in Eukaryota, Metazoa, Chordata, Aves, Galliformes, Numididae.
UGGCUCCAGGGAAGCAGUCAGCCCAGAAAGCCCCAUCGUGGUACAGAAUGAGGAGCUGGACAGAGGCACCGUGGGGCUGAUCGCAUGCUGCUCACGUAAUGGGACUUAUUCUUUUAAGCAGGGAUAACUUGAAAUCAUGAGGCUUUCCACUCACGUCUGAAAAAUGCACAGUGGAGCAUUUACCCUAAAAACAAAACAAGUGUGGCAUCUCCCCCCUCCCCAGAGGGACAGGCUGAGCGACUGCGAGAGGAAAACCCACAGCAGCCAGCAGUGAGGACGCUGGGACGCAGCUUGUGCUCCACGCUCUGCAGUGACCAUGUCCCCUCCGCUCACCUCGGACCUGGGCUACGUGCCCCCCGACGGCGGCUGGGGCUGGGCAGUGGUGUUCGGAGCCUCCAUCUCGGUGGGGUUCUCGUACACCUUCCCCAAAGCUUUCACCAUCUACUUUAAAGAGCUCCAGGCUUUUUUCAGCAUCUCCUAUAGCCAGCUUGCCUGGAUCACAUCCAUCAUGUGCGCUACCACCUACGGGGGAGGUCCCAUUAGCAGUAUUUUAGUGAACCGCUAUGGCAGCCGACCCGUGGUUAUCCUCGGAGGCCUGCUGUGUGGCAUUGGGAUGGUCUCAGCUGCCUUCUGCACCAGCAUCCUGCAGCUCUACAUCUGCGUGGGCUUCAUUACGGGACUGGGACUUGCUCUCAACCUCCAGCCAUCAGUGAUAAUCAUAGGGAGAUACUUUUUUAAGAGAAGACCUAUCGCCAAUGGCCUUGCUAUGGCAGGGAGCCCCGUGAUGCUCUGCACCCUGGCUCCUCUCAACCAGUUCCUUUUUGACAAUUAUGGCUGGAGGGGCAGCUUUUUAAUUCUUGGGGCAAUUUUAUUACACUGCUGUGUUGCUGGAGCUCUCUUCAGACCCAUCAGUGCAGACAAAGCCUCAGUCAAAACCCAAUCAAUUGAGGAAGGGAAGGAGGUCCUGAAAGAAGAAGUUACUAAGGAUGCCAUAGAAACGAACAGUCCCACUAACAUCCCUAUUGAGACCAAAACAGAAGAGGAAGAAGAAAGGGACUGUUGUGAAAAAGUCAAUAAGUACCUCGAUUUUUCCCUCUUUAAGCACAGAGGGUUCUUGAUUUACUUGAUUGGAAAUGUGCUCAUGUUCCUGGGCUUCUUUGCCCCCAUUGUUUUUCUGGCACCCUACGCAAAGCACAUCGGCAUUGAUGAAUAUUCAGCUGCUUUCCUCCUUUCAAUUCUUGCUAUUGUGGACAUGAUUGCCAGGCCGACCACUGGCAUCAUUGCAAACAGCAAAUGGGUGAGGCCACGGAUUCAAUACUUCUUCAGCUUCUCCAUUGCUUUCAAUGGCACUUGCCAUCUUCUGUGCCCGUUGGCUUCUGGCUACACAGGGCUCGUUAUUUACUCCAUCUUUUUUGGCUUGGCCUUUGGCAUGGUUUGUGCCAUGCUUUUUGAAACUCUCAUGGACCUUGUGGGAGCUCCCCGCUUCACAAGCGCUGUUGGCUUGGUCACCAUUGCGGAGUGCUGCACGAUAUUGCUGGGACCACCUAUUGGAGGAACACUUAUUGAUACCUUUGGGGACUAUAAAUAUAUGUUCAUUAAAUGUGGGGCUGUGAUGGUGCUGGCAGGAACGUUUCUGUUCAUCAUGAAUUACUAUAAUUACCGUAUGCUUGCCAAGGAGGAGAAGAAAAGAAAGGCAAAGGAAGAGGAUACUAAACCUGUAAGGACAGAAAAUGAAGGCAGAAAUAACUGGAACAAAGAACACGUACAGGCUGGACCUGAGUUAGAACCUCUGAGAAAGGAACAAGAAGGACUAAAGAAAGAAGCAAAUGGCACAAAUGAAGUUUAAACCUGUUCUCAUGGGCUGAACAGGGAAUUACUUCCAUGUUGCUUAUGUUGGCACUAGCUGUGAAAUCACACCAGAUUUUUAAAUUUUGCCACGUGCAUCCUCUUCUUUGUCUUAAGAGAAGACUAGAACAGAAACAAAUUUAGUUUCUUAUGAAGUGCUGGGACACAUAGCAGUGCCCAUCCAUGAACCAAAGGAUCUGAACCAUUUUUCUGCAGACAUCUCCCAUUUUCCAGAGGGCCAGUAACAAUCACCCUACUGUUACUCCCAGUAAUACAGCUCGGUUUGGUGAAAAGGGCAAUGAUCAUCAUGGUCAAUGCUGAGCCCUUCCGCCAGCUUGUAGGGGCUUUGCAUUGAGCACUGCGGUGGCUGGAUCUACUCACCAUGCAUUCCAAACACUUUGAUGCUUUGAUUGCAGCGUCAGAAUUAUCCCAGGGAUUUGGUGCCACCUUCCAUGGGCAGCUGCACCUCUCUCUCAUGGAAAAAGAAAAUAGACCAUAUGCUCAUCUUAAAUACGUCAGCUAGAGCCAACUGAACAGCACAAGGGCAGUACAUGCCUGUGCUGGCAGCAAAGCAGCCUGUCCCUGUGGCCAGAGCAUGCCAGGAAGGAGCUGACUCGGGGUGGCUCAUCAUAGCUUGACCAUGGAACUUCUCAGGGACCUCUGCACUUAGUAAAAUGGCAUUAUUCAGGAGGAAUACACCAAGCCAACGUGCUGCAGGAGUCCUUAUUCCAGGUAAUUUGUCUGUGCAGGGCAGAAACUUAGUCUUAAAAUGCUUAAAUACUUUUUUUCCUUAGGAGGUUACAUAUUACAAACCAAUAUCUAAGUGCCUUACAGUCCUUAGCCUUUUAGUUUUUUUUACAACUCGCUGGUGAAGCAGUAAUUACAACUAGUUAAUUUUACAAAUGAAGAACUGAAAAGCUAUGGGCAUCGAGUCAGUGAAUAAAGCUUAGACAUGCUGCAGCUUAAAUGGGAUCCAUUGCCCUGAGUCAGGAGCCUUGGCUGUGUACAGAAGAAAGCAAUCGGCAGCUGAGGAGGGGAGCUGACAGCCUGCCAGCUGAGCACAGGCAUCCCACUACUGGAAAAGAGAAAAUACCAGCGAGUGUGCAUUAAACCACAGCCUGCCUCCUUUGUGCUUCUUGCUAUUUAAGCUUAAUGAUUUAAAACACUGUCUUACAGCUGGAAUUUAUGCCUUUUUUUAAUCCUUGUUAAGUUGCAUCCACCCCAGAGGGAAUCUGAACACAGCUGCCUCCACGUUUGCACCCAGUUAGUCACCAUCCCAUUGCUGGUGCUGCAAUACCUGGUGGCCUCUUGCCAUCCUGCUGCAGGAAAUACUGCUUCCCUUGGUCAGUGUUGCCAAUGUAGAGAUGAGGCCAUGUAGGAACCUAUCCUCCACUGGUGAUAAUGUUGAUCUGGGCUCUGACAGCAAGCACUGAUAUAUUUGUAUUAAGCAGCCAUUGCCUGAGAGCUGUGGAUGCUGAGCAUGGCAUCCCGUAGUUAAAUCAUAAGUCUUUUUGAAUUUAGCUCCAAGUGGCCAGAUAAAAACAAGGACUUUGGAGGCAGAUGAACCAAACCUGAAGUUCACAGCUGUCCAUGGGCCAGCUAUCACCAUUCUUUGCUUCAGUGGACCCCAUAUGUGAUCAAAUAAAGUCCUUUCUUUUUUUCUUUCAUGUCUUUAUCACCCAAUAACUGUAUUUAAUGAUCACUUACAUACGUGCUAUGAAGAAUGACUUGUAAAAAAAUCUUUCCACAGCUACACUGUCCUCUUAAAUGUAGAUCGCUCAUAGCUCAUACAGAAGUUCUGCAGUGAAAUCUUUUGUUCCACUGAAGAAUAAUGGUCAUGAUCUAGUGACAGCAGUAGGACUUGAAUUUCUUCCUUAUAUUGCAUUUCUUGGAAGAACAAAACUUGUACAAUAUAUUUAGCAUUUUGUUGCUGUAUUUUUAAUAGUUCUUAUUUCUGUCAAAUAUAUCUAUGACUGUUCAGUAAGAAAGGUGUUAAAAGGAGGUCCUGAACAUUUUCUAAUAUACCUUCUGAAUGCUUCGUUAUGCUUAAUAAAUCUCUUCUAAGAAAAUGAAAUUAUUUGACACUUGUUCAUUAUAGUCUUUCUGUUUGGUAAGUAUUUUAUCCUUGUAGGGUUUCUAGCCUUGGCUCCACGUGCAUGGUAAUACAACUCUGAUUUGCAGCCUCUGAUCCCAGGACUAGCAUCAGAAACUCCUUACAACACAUUUCUCAGACAUUCAGAUAUUUUCAGUGACUCAGGCCAGUCUGACUCACACCUCCAGUUGCAUGAGCCCAUAGUAAGUCUGAAAGUAGUUGAGUUCUAGUCAGUUAGUUCUAGCAACAACCACCCAAGACCCUCAACCAUCCUUACUGCAGGAGCUAGUGCUAAGGCUCUUUGUCUAAAAAUAAUCUUUUUAGAUCAUAGAACUUUGCUGAAACAGACAAUGUUUCUAAUAAAAAGGCUUUUUUUGUUUGUUUCUUUAGCUAUCUUUGAAAAUCCUCUGGAAGAGAUACACCUUUGUUAACUUGUCCCCAGGAGCAGAAAAAUGCUGUGUCGAAUAACCAGUGCUUUAUGGCUUCCAAAGUCUUUUAUAUUAAGCAUCUACUUCAUUUAACCUACUCAAGCCUCUUGUCAUAGAAACAAGUACUCUUUAAGACUGUCACAUAGGAAGCCAGACUAUCUUAAUGCAAUUUUGGAGGUGAAGGCUUUUUUUCAGGUUGGAUGCCUGCCUGUUCCCUGUCACUCUGUCUCCUGUGCCCACUGUGGGUUCAAACUUCAGAUCACAGCAUUUCACUGAUCAAUUCAGCAAAGCAAAGCUGUGUACUUUUAAGCAUGUGAGUAGUUCCAGAAAUGCUUUGCUGAAUCAAAUCCCUUGAAUUCAAUACCCUGCAGGCUCAAGAUGUAAUCCAGGCUUGGAAAACUCUCCCACUUUCCUAAGAACAUUUUUCAGUUAUUAAAAAUGUUUUGCGUGAUAUAAAAUAUCCAUUAAGGAGAGCGCUUGUGAAGGAGUAGAAGCUGCUUGCGCAUCUAAUGUAGUGAUUUGAGAGGCAAAUUGGACACA